Molecule: messenger RNA, 1374 nt
Organism: Lachancea nothofagi CBS 11611
Lineage: Eukaryota; Fungi; Ascomycota; Saccharomycetes; Saccharomycetales; Saccharomycetaceae
Source: the annotation of a GenBank genome assembly
AUGUCUCCCGUUUCACUCGCCCAGACGCCAGCCGCGCCAGCCGCGCCAGUGAAGACCGCGCGCGCACGUGACGCGCACGUGGCCAAGCAGCUCGAGAGCGUGCGUCCCAAGUCGUCGCCCGUGGGCGACAACGACGACCUGGUGCUCACCACGUACCCUGAGGACUCGCAACCAAUCCCUCUGGCGUGGGGCGCCGCGGCGCCCCAGACCAGGGGCCCGGUCGUUGCGUCGCACUACCGCGACGGGCUCGUCAAACACAACAGCAUCGGCGCGCAUUCCGGCCAGUACUGUGUGUACCACGCGCUAGCCGUGGGCUCCAAGCAACUGGACCCCAACCACGUCGCCGACUACACCAACUCGCAACCGGCGUUUUCGGUUCCAGAACAAAAGUCCUGGUACAACAAGACGGAUAUCGUGGCCAUGGACCCACUGGGCCAUCUGACGCCUUACCUGUUCGACGAGGCGUCCAAGUCCGAAAACGUCGAUAUCAGACCCACCAUCGCCAUCACCAAGGCUACCAUGCAGCUGCUCGAGCUGAAGGACGCCGUGGACAACAACCGCUUGCGGGUCGACGGCCGCGUGGUGCUCAACAGCAGCGGAGACGUGAGCGUUUCCAAAGUCGCGGUCGAGCCCGUGUGGUAUUUGCCCGGGGUCGCGGAGCGUUUCGGCGUCUCCGAAAACGAGCUCAGAAGAGCUUUGUUCAAGGACACCAACGGCAUGUACCCGGAACUCAUCACCAGGCCUGACAUCAAAGUGUUCUUGCCUCCCAUUGGCGGUUUGACCGUUUACAUUUUCGGAGACCCGGCUUUCGUUUCGGAUCCUUCCAAGAAGCUUGCCCUCAGAGUGCACGACGAAUGUAACGGUUCCGACGUGUUUGGUUCCGAUAUCUGUACUUGCCGUCCGUACUUGAUGUUUGGUAUCGAAGAGGCCGUCAAAGAGGCCCAAAACGGUGGUUCCGGUGUUGUGAUUUACUUCCGUAAAGAAGGUAGAGCUCUUGGUGAAGUCACCAAAUACUUGGUUUACAACGCUCGUAAGAGAGGUGGUGAUACCGCCGACGAAUAUUUCCACAGAACUGAAUGUAUUGCCGGUGUUCGUGACAUGCGUUUCCAACAGCUAAUGCCCGAUGUUCUUAAAUGGCUCGGAAUCACCAAGAUUGACCGUAUGUUGUCCAUGUCCAACAUGAAGCAUGACGCUAUUGUCGAACAAGGUAUCCCCAUCAUUGAGAGAAUUCCAAUUCCAGAUGAGUUGGUCCCACCUGACUCCCGUGUCGAGAUCGAUGCUAAGAUCAAUGCUGGAUACUUCACCAACGGUAAAAUUAUGAACCAAGACGAGUUGAAGAACGUUCAAGGUAGAACCUGGAAUGACGUAGUUUAA